AUGACUGAAGAGAUAAAAAGUGAUCUAAUUAUCCGCAAACUCUUCACAGUUAGUGCUUCUGGUGUUGAGUGGAGUUCAGACGCCAAACACAACUAUGACAUCGUUAUAGUUGGCGGAGGUAUUGUGGGCGCCGCCACUGCCAGGGAACUGGCCAUUAGAAAUCCGAAACUGAAGUUUGCUAUCAUUGAGAAGGAGAAUCAAUUGGCUUUCCAUCAAUCGGGUCAUAAUUCUGGUGUCAUUCACGCCGGCAUUUACUACAAACCGGGUUCAUUAAAAGCCAAACUGUGUGUCGAGGGCUCAUCCCUGGCCUACAAAUACUUGGAUCAGAAAAAGAUUGCGUAUAAAAAAGUUGGCAAAUUGAUUGUUGCCGUGAAUGAGGAGGAAGUGGACCGACUUAAAGAACUCUAUGAAAGGGGUCUUCAAAAUGGUGUUAAAGAUAUGGUUUUAUUGGAAGCAAACGAUAUCAAGAAAUAUGAACCCAAUUGUGUGGGUCUUAAGGCCAUAUGGAGUCCACACACCGGUAUUGUGGACUGGGCUCAAGUGAACCAGUCUUUCGGCAAAGAUUUUGAGUCAAUGGGCGGUAAAAUCUAUACCAACUUUAAGGCCAAUAAAUUUGAAUUAGAAAACGAUUCCAAUGACCAGUUGGUGAGAGUGACCGACAGCACCGGUAAUAAAGUGAUUAAAACUCGAUAUGUUGUGACCGCAGCUGGUCUUCAAGCCGAUAGAAUUGCCAGAUUAACGGCCGGCCAUUCAAACCCUAAAAUUGUUCCCUUCAGAGGAGAGUAUCUAUUAUUGAAGAAAGAGAAGAGCGAUUUAGUUCGCACUAACAUUUACCCGGUGAAUAUGUCCAUGGGCUGGGAGCGAAGGCAUUGUUUCAUUACUAUAGCCCUCAAGUAUUUAGGACCUGGAUUAAAUGAACUCUAUAGGAGUUAUAGGACGGCAGCUCAGGUGGAACUGCUCCGGAAAUACGUGCCCUCACUGACAGUCGACGACAUCGAACCCAACACUUAUAAGGCAGGCAUCAGAGCCCAAGCACUCGACGAAAAUGGCAAUUUAGUCGAUGACUUCGUGUUCGACAUCGGAAGCGAAGGCAUCGGAGAGCGAGUCCUUCACGUGAGGAACGCCCCAUCGCCCGCCGCAACCUCAUCCCUGGCCAUCGCUAAGAUGAUCGCAGAUAAGGCUGAACAGUGUUUCUUCAAGUGAUAUACAAGUCAUGAUAUAAUGAAAACUUUAUUUUAGAUAAAUAAAUCAUAAUAUGAUUAAAG
Molecule: messenger RNA, 1265 nt
Organism: Oppiella nova
Lineage: Eukaryota; Metazoa; Arthropoda; Arachnida; Sarcoptiformes; Oppiidae
Source: the annotation of a GenBank genome assembly